Molecule: messenger RNA, 2629 nt
Organism: Bursaphelenchus okinawaensis
Lineage: Eukaryota; Metazoa; Nematoda; Chromadorea; Rhabditida; Aphelenchoididae
Source: the annotation of a GenBank genome assembly
AUGGCGGUUCAUUUGUCAGUCGGGAGGAUCGUCUGCGAUUUUCUGGUUCUUUUUGCUAUUGGUAGGUUGGUUUUACCCUGUCCUAUCUUACUAUGUCUUAAUUUACUCUACCCUACCCUACCCUACCCUACCCUACCUACCCUACACUACCCACCCUAUCCUACCCUACCCUACCCUACCCUACCUUACCUUACCCUACCUUACCCUUUAUUCUUACCUAUCUCCUCUCUCGUUUUUUGUUCUUAAAGUUGCCAUUUUUCAGCCAUUCCUCUGUUGAUCUUCCACGAAUGGGUAACACCGUACAAACGAGGCUUCUACUGUGACGAUGAAUCCAUUCGAUACCCCUACCGAGCUUCUACCGUAACUCGACAAGCCCUUAUUGUUAUUGGCAUUCUAAUCCCAACUCUACUCAUUUUAUUCACCGAACUCUUCCGAACAUUGGCAUGGGAGAGGAAACAAACACAUCUGUACAGAACGUACGAAUACAAGGACAGGAAUGUACACAGGUUCAUUGUUAGGUUGUACACUUUUAUUGGUAAGCGCAAUUUUUUUGGAAGAGGGGAGAUUUUGUAUAGGUUAGUGGGAGGGGGUAUCCCUUUUUUGGGCUUGUGGGGGGGGUACCUUUUUUAGGCUUGUGGGAGAGGAAUUUUUUUUAUAUGUCAGGAGAGGGUAAAAGGCAUAUUUUUGUUUGUGGUUGGUUUUUUAAACGUAUUGGAUGAUUUUACGGCUUUUUCCUGAUUUUCAGGCUUUUCGUGGUGGGACCCAAAUUGUAGUCUUUCUAAAAUCUGUUGUUUUAAAAUUUGCUGUUACAUAGGUAUAUUGACUGUCAGGAAUUGUGUUUUAGGUAUAUUAUCAUGAGUUUUGCAUAUUUUCUUGAUUUUCAGGGUUUUCGUGGUGAGACCCAAAUAAGAUUUUUUUUUGGAAAUUUAAUUUAUUAUGAUGUUAAAAAUAGAGCCUAAAAGGUUAAUUUUUCUAUUUUUUUAGUUUUUUUUUAUUUUCAGGCGUUUUCUCUGAUUUUCAGGGUUUUGGUGGUGGGACCUUUUUUAAAAUUUAUUUUUUGACUAUUUUUAUUUUCUAUAGUAUUAAAAACGAAUUUAAAAAUUUUUUUUAUUAAAAAUUGUAAAAUACGACAUGGUGAAGUAUUGAAUUUUAGGCUACUUCUUCGUGGGAGUCUGUUUCAACCAGUUGAUGGUGGAUAUUGCCAAGUACACUAUCGGCAGACAUCGACCACAUUUCAUGGAUGUCUGUAAACCAAACAUUGGCUAUGACAACUGUAAUACCGUCUUGAGACAAUACAUUACCGACUUCCAGUGCACAGGCUCGGACAAGUAUCUUAUCCAUGAGAGUCAACUGUCCUUUUACAGUGGUCACGCUGCCUUCUCUUUCUAUGCUGCUUGGUACACUAGUGUAAGUUGGUACUAAGGGGCGGAUCUCGUGUAAAAUACGUUGGUUGUAAUACAUUGGAUUUGUACAUGGAAAAAUUUGUAUUUUGCAUUUUGAACGAGAUCUUCAAGGUUUUCGUGGUGGGACACAUAAGUAAGGAGAAGAUAUAAAUUAGGGUAUUAUAAUGUAGAAUUGGCAUCUAAGACUGUAUGUUUGUUUAAUUGUUCAAAGGAAUCGAUUUAGACUAUAAAAUUAAAAAUUCAGGUUUUCGUGGUGGGACUCAGAAACCAUGAUAAAAAAUAUAUUAUUUUGGAUAAUACAAACAUUAUAAGGGUAUUUAAGACUGUAUUUUUGCCCAGUGUUUAAAAGAAGUGGAAUUUAGGUCAAAAAAUUGAAAAUUCAAGUUUUCGUGGUGGGACCAAAGAUUUUUCAAAAAAUUUAAAAAAAUCUGACAGAAAUUGCUUUUUAUAGGUUCAUAUAAUCUAAAAAUGCCAAAAAUUUUAGUUCUAUCUUCAAGCCCGACUCUACCGACCGCUGAUUUCCCGUCUGGUCCUACCGGUCAUUCAAUUCUCACUGUUUGGCGGCGCUGCUUAUGUCGCCUACACACGAGUCAGCGACUACAAACAUCACUGGAGUGACGUGCUGGUGGGAUUGUUGAUGGGUUCGGCUAUUGGAAUUAUUAAUGUAAGUUUUUUUUCACAAUUUUAAAAAAUUUUAGAAAAAAAACUUUUUGGUGCUAAUGGUACCGCUGGUACUGCGUUUCUGGUACUAAUGGUACAGUUUUUCAAUAAUUUUUGCUCAUUUUUAAAAUUUUGGAAAUUUUACUUUCGAAAUUUUUUAGUACUAGUGGUACCAAUUUAAUGGUACUGUACGUCUGGUACUAAUGGUACUAUUUUUUAAAUGAUUCAUGCUUAUUUUUAAAAUUUAAGAACUUUUUAAAGAUUUUAUUUAAAAAACUUUUUUGGUACAAGGUGUACCACUUCAAUGGUACCAUUUAAACUAUAAUUUGGACUUUCAGGCUCUCUGCAUCGCCAACGUUUUCCAACGCCGCGAAAUCCCUCAAGGCGUGAAAACCGACCGCCACUUACAAAUGGACUCACCUCAACAUAAUGGCGAUGCUGAGAAGGGUGUUACAGUACACAUCCACGACCAAACCCCGCAAGUGGGUCCACACACGGUGGUUCACAAAGAAAUUCAAAUCCCACAACAAGUACGGUACAGCACGUUAGUACGAGGUGAUAAUUAA